Molecule: messenger RNA, 637 nt
Organism: Manis javanica (Malayan pangolin)
Lineage: Eukaryota; Metazoa; Chordata; Mammalia; Pholidota; Manidae
Source: RefSeq, a predicted model, not a curated record
CCUCCCUCAGAUCUUAAAACUCCUUCAGGGAGUUAUUUUUCUCACCUGCCUGAGUGUCCAUGUUGCCCUUUUUCCCCGCACUGGCAGCUUGCUUUUCACUGCAGCCUGGCUUGGGCCUCGAUUUCCUUCUCUUUGGAAUGGGCUGGUGGCCCAGGUUUCUGCAUUCUGCCUGGUUCCCCUGCCCAGCACUGGCCAUCCUCUUUCCUGCAGGAUGAUUGCAGCUGUCGACACAGACUCCCCCCGCGAGGUCUUUUUCCGAGUGGCAGCCGAUAUGUUUUCCGAUGGCAACUUCAACUGGGGCCGGGUAGUCGCCCUCUUCUACUUUGCCAGCAAACUGGUGCUGAAGGCCCUGUGCACCAAGGUGCCCGAACUGAUUAGGACCAUCAUGGGCUGGACAAUGGACUUCCUUCGAGAGCGGCUGCUGGGCUGGAUCCAGGACCAGGGUGGUUGGGAUGGCCUUCUCUCCUACUUUGGGACACCCACGUGGCAGACCGUGACCAUCUUUGUGGCUGGAGUGCUCACGGCAUCGCUCACCAUCUGGAAGAAGAUGGGCUGAGGUCACCAACUGCCUUGGACUGUUUUUUCUGCAUAAAUUAUGGCAUUUUUCUGGGAGGGGUGGGGACUGGGAUCAUGGGCA